UAUUGUAAUCGCGUUUCACUUCAGCGUGCUUCGUCUGAGCGCGAGGAGCGUUGCUAGUCUCUGUCUGCGUGCGUUUAGGGGUUUUUUUAGAUCACAGUGAUGAAUAUUGAUCAGAACAGGCCAUAUGUGUGCACUGCUCCUGGAUGCUCGCAGCGCUUUCAAAGAGAAGAUCACCUAAUAAUUCACAGACACAAACAUGAGAUGACACUUAAAUUCCCUUCUAUUAAGUGUGACAAUAUGCUUUCAGGUAAGGAUCAGACUCCAACUCCGACCCGUUUCUUACUGGACUGUGAGGAAGUAGGCCUCUUUACUGACCUGGAGCUUAACCAGUCACAGGUGGAGGAGGAGACAAAACCGAACUUUUCUGCUCAGGUGUCUGCUCAGAACCAGCUUCACACUGAGACACAACCACAGCAGGGUCAACAUCAUCAGUUUCGGCCUCAGCAACAGCAGCAGUGUGCUCUGGCCCAUCUGAACCAGAACCAGCUCCACACACACAGCUCACAGACUCAGUCUCAAUGCACUGCCACAUACUCUACUUCAAAUAAACAAUCUGCACCCAGCUGUCUGCACAGCACCCAAGCAAACACCAUGCCUGGGACAUUAUCCAUGAAUAUGGAGGCGCAGUUGUCAAUGAAUUCCAGUAUGAUUGGCAUACCAGGCCCCGCCCACUCUGGCUCAUGCUCCUCCCUUCAGAGGUCAAAGGUCAUACCAGUUCACAUCCAGCCUGCAGUUUCCAAUGGCAGUCAGAAUCCUCUUUGCCACAUGAUGGAGAUGAUGUUGUCACAACAGCACCCACUGUCGCAUUUACAAUCCUCAUCUCAUCAUCACACAUACCAGCAGCACUGCCACAGCCAAUCACCGCAAAGACUUGCACAUCAACGUCAAAGCCUAGACCAAUCACAUCACAGCCAUGCUCAUCACUCUCCACCCACGCACUUGCAUCCUGGCUCCUCCCACCAGACUGCCCCUCCCCUUUCACAUCAGCCAAUACCUACACAGAUGUCCUCCUCACCAAAACACACACACUGCCCGCAGUCUCCUCCCCAGCCGACCGCGAGCAGACGCCGACGGACAGCAGGAGAUGACCCUGAUGAGCGCAGACAGAAGUUUCUGGAGAGAAACAGAGCGGCUGCUACGCGGUGCAGACAGAAGAGAAAAGUCUGGGUAUCAUCGUUGGAGAGGAAGGCUGAGGAGCUUACACACACUAACUUACAGCUACAGAAUGAGGUGACAUCACUCAGGACAGAAGUCACUCAACUGAAGCAAAUUCUUCUUGCACAUAAAGACUGUCCUGUCUCUGUGAGACAGAGAGAAACACAGAGUGGAGUAAAUAGCCCAACAGGAAGUCCCGCCCAGCAACAUGCCAUUCAACACAAUAGCAUCUCAACCUCAACUUCGAAUCUAUCACACACUCACCUCACCACACACUCCCACCAUAACUAACAACACACAACUAUAACAUGCUUCUACAUAGACACAGAAUGAUGAGAACAGAAAAUAUAAUUCGUCUUCAGAGCCAUAUGGUCAGGGCCCCUAUAACCUAGGGUACCUUCAGUGCAAAAGCAAAACUGAACAGCAAAAUGUUUAUGACUAAAAGGGAAUGUAUGUAUCACUCUUUGCAGAAUAGAAUAAUUCAUCAGAAGUUUGUUUAUAUGUAUGGCCCUUGUCAUCUCAGGAAAUUAGCCGAGGGUCAGAUGGAUGUUUCCAGUGGUUUUAUUUAACCUCACUGUGAUUUAAUACAGUGCUGGAAAACAAACUGUCCAUUUACACUCACUAAAUUUAGUUUUCAUAUUAUCAAACCUGUCUCUCACCCUCUUUGUACCUCUAUCAGUCUUCUCACACUCCUCAUGCUUUUUACAGCUGAUCUUUCUCAGGGACACUCAUCUAGUUUACUCCUGGAGUAUGUGUGCAUAUUUGUGUGUAUGAGUGUUGUUUUUUGGCCACUUUCAGUGUAAAUGCUUUGCUAGCUUCAGUGACAGCUGUGUGUGCUAAAUCCUGAAACUAAUGGCAAGGCUGUGUGAAAUGCAUUGAAUCAGGGCAGUUGUAAAUCUGUAAUUGUAAAUAGGAAUCUCUAGUUUUAUAAAAGAAUGAUGAUGCAGCUAAAGCUUUUGUUACAUGUUUGUCUUCACUGUAAAUGUUGUCAGUGGCCCCUUGGCAAAUGAUCAGGUAUCACAUUACCUAAUGCUGAGUGUGUCGCAUGUGAAUUUUGGAUUGACAGAACAUGCAAGAUGCAUUUUAUACAGCCAAAUUCAGAAUCAUGUAUAGGAAUGAUGGUAAAGGACUUGUGUUUUACUAAUCGCACUCAUGGCACUAGGAAUGUCUUACAGUAUUCUCAAUACGCCAUAGCUACAUCAUUUCACACUUACUGGUUCAGAGACAAUCAAAAUGUCAGACAUUUCCUGGAAAUGACAUGCAAGCAUGUGUGCUAUCUCUUAUAACAAAUUCUAAGAUAAAGCAUUUAUAUGGCUAUUCAUUCUGUGGAAUAUGGAAUUAUGAAUCUGGAAAAAAAGAAUGUUUGUAAACACUGCAGGUUUAAACUUUUAUGCAUGUACAGUUUUUUUUUUUUUAAAUAUUUAUCUAUUUUUCUACACAUUUGUGGCCCUGUUUAAUUAAAGCACUUAAUAUCUGUA
Pimephales promelas (fathead minnow) is the source of this 2633-nucleotide messenger RNA. NCBI's taxonomy places the organism in Eukaryota, Metazoa, Chordata, Actinopteri, Cypriniformes, Leuciscidae. The record is from RefSeq and is a predicted model, not a curated record.